Phanerochaete carnosa HHB-10118-sp is the source of this 1062-nucleotide messenger RNA. RefSeq lists its product as uncharacterized. NCBI's taxonomy places the organism in Eukaryota, Fungi, Basidiomycota, Agaricomycetes, Polyporales, Phanerochaetaceae. Bases 1 to 1062 code for a protein of 353 amino acids. Gene Ontology annotation, cellular component: kinetochore. The transcript has 4 exons. The record is from RefSeq and is a predicted model, not a curated record.
AUGUCUGAAGACGAAGACGACUAUCUCUCUGACAAGUUCCUUGUUGAGUCGACCACUUCCACCUUGUCUUCGUCUGCAAGGACAUACACCGAACGUCGCAAAGAAGCAUUAAGGUUUUCUGCCAUCAAGAAUGAACAGAACCGCAAGAAGAGUCAGCGUCAGCUCGAGCAAGAGGCCCUCGAGGAGGGACUGAACAGAAGUCUCUUCGAGCGAGCCAAAGAUGAGGGUGAGGGCUCUAAGAAGGCCCUGGCUAUGAUGAUGAGGAUGGGCUUCAAGCCUGGGCAGUCUUUGGGACAAACGGAGGUGACCACGCUCGAUACGAGUCGUUCUCCGUCUGAAGACCUCGCCACGCCUCAGAACCAGGGGAAGGACAAAGAGGACACCCCGGGUCCUUCGGGACACAGAGUCAACCCUUUACCUAUCAAUGAGUGGACCGGUAAAAAGGGAAUUGGGCUGGGAAAGCGUGCGGCUUCGCCCAGCGCGUCCGAACGUCUCGCGAAGAUGGCCAAGAUGGCCGAACAGUCCGAGCACGUCGACUUCCGCGACCGUGCGCGUAUGGAAUAUCAAGAACGCCGUGCCGAGAAGCAGCUGGGCCCCGCUCAGCGUACGUGCGCGAAUUUGGACGAAAAGGCCGGACGAGAGUUUAACGUUCUGUGGCUGAAUCCCAUGAAUCCUGAUACCUUCCCGGAGAGCCUCCUAGAUGAACUAGACGAUCCGGAGCUGAUCACAUCACUGCGAAAGCUGCAACCCGAUCACAGUCUGGAGGGACGACUGCGGGCGCGCAUGCAAGCGGAUGCGCUGCAACCGGUUGCGAACCUCGAAGAUGAUGACGAGACGUCUUCGCCCGUACAGGACGAGAAGCCCAGGAAGACGCCGUAUUCUGAGGAGGAUAUCAAAGAGGCCGUCCAGUUCUUGCGGCUCUCGGCGCAGGAUCGGCUGGAACUCGUGCUCGACUAUUUGCGGCGCAGAUACGCAUACUGCUUCUGGUGCGGUACACAGUAUAAUGAUGAGGAGGACAUGGCGACGAACUGCCCUGGGCCGGACGAGCAGGCACAUGAUUGA